Molecule: messenger RNA, 561 nt
Organism: Aspergillus caelatus
Lineage: Eukaryota; Fungi; Ascomycota; Eurotiomycetes; Eurotiales; Aspergillaceae
Product: class I SAM-dependent methyltransferase
Exons: 2
Coding region: 1-561 (186 amino acids)
Molecular function (GO): S-adenosylmethionine-dependent methyltransferase activity
Source: RefSeq, a predicted model, not a curated record
AUGUCGGUGCAGUAUAACCAGACUGGCGCCAACUAUAAUCACAUCAAGAAGCGAUCCCGCGAUAUGGCCCAAACCCGCGACGAUCCUUGCAAAGCAGUCGAUCAGGGAGCACGACAAGUGGUGGGGCUAGACAUCUCCCCCGUUAUGGUCCAAGUCGCGCAAUGUGAGCAUGAAUGGGACAGUCGCUUUGAGUUUCGUGCCACAGAUUGCAGCAAACCCUUGGAGGUCGGAAAGUUCGACCUUGUCCUCGCCAUGUUGUUUCUCAACUAUGCCCCUACUGCCGAGGAUCAAUUAAAGAUGUGGCAGAACAUCAUGUGUAACUUGAAGCCCGGUGGUAGAUGCAUCGGAAUCGUGCCUAAUUUCGACUGGCUCAACAGUCUGUCUGUUGCUGCUGCUGACGAUGAUGAUGAUGACGAUGAUGAUGAUGAUGAUGAUGAUGAUGAUGAUGAUGAUGAUGAUGGAGGACGUUCAGCUGAUGAUAUGCAGUUCCUCGAGCAUGUUCCAGAUGGCGUGCAAUACCGUUUUCUUUUUUGGGGAUCAGGAUCAGACUGUCUCGUUUGA